Messenger RNA from Emericellopsis atlantica, 576 nucleotides. RefSeq lists its product as uncharacterized. The record is from RefSeq and is a predicted model, not a curated record. The transcript is spliced from 2 exons. Bases 1 to 576 code for a protein of 191 amino acids. NCBI's taxonomy places the organism in Eukaryota, Fungi, Ascomycota, Sordariomycetes, Hypocreales, Bionectriaceae.
AUGGCUCCGUCUGUUACCAAUACCACCCCGGAUCUCGUCCCUGAGCCUGUCUCCAAGCUCCCCGAGCGAGCCGAGGACGAUGGCUCCGCCCUGAACGAGCACGAGCGCGCCGAGAUUGCCUUUGUCGACAAGUACAGCGCCCCCGAUGUCUACAUCAACGCAAAGAAUGACACCCUGUGGUUCCCAUGGAUCGGCCCCAUUGAGUUGAAGCCCAUGCGCAUGGAGAACAGGACCGGCACCUUUGUGGUCGGCCUUCGAUCCAAGGUCGCGGCCAGUCUGGGCAAGCACCGUCACCGUGGCACCGUCACGGCCAUUACCAUGUCGGGAGAAUGGGGCUACAAGGAGUACGACUGGGUUGCUCGCCCAGGCGACUGGGUAUGCGAGAACCCCGGCGUCAUCCACACCCUGUCCGUCGAGGACGACACCGACAUUGUGUUCACCAUCACUGGUAGCAUUGAGUUCCUCAACGACGACGAUAGCUUGAAGUUCACCCUGGACAUCUUCAGCUUUGCCAAGAUGUACUACGACCACUGCAAGGAGAAGGGUAUCAAGCCCAACGAUGCUCUGUGGCACUAA